Molecule: messenger RNA, 1344 nt
Organism: Zea mays
Lineage: Eukaryota; Viridiplantae; Streptophyta; Magnoliopsida; Poales; Poaceae
Product: FCS-Like Zinc finger 13
Exons: 2
Coding region: 343-732 (129 amino acids)
Source: RefSeq, a predicted model, not a curated record
GCAGUGGCAGUGGCCAUGCAUAGAGAUCUGUGUUCCGAGACAUAAGAAUAGCAGAGGGAAUUUUCGGACACGACCGAGUCUCCGAUUAAUUCUAGCAAACGUUGUCCUAUUCAUAUCUGCGGCUCUCGGCGGCCCUGAACUCCCAGCCGGUCCUUGUCCCUCGUCCGGCGGCCGGCUAAAAAUGGCCGCGCCGGGGGCACUACUUGAACGCGACCCCGGGCCACCUGGAGUUCCCGCAAGCUAGCCGAGCUCCUCGGGAAUCCGGUGCCAGGCCUCGCCUUCUCGCGGCGGUGCUCCCUCCCUCUUCGUCCCCCAGCGACGCAGGCAGGCGCGCGCGCGGCCAUGAAGGGGGGCGGUGCCAUGAGGCCGUCGCCUAUGUUCUACGUCCACGAGGCGGACGUCGUCCAGAUCCACCACUUCCUCGAGGAGUGCUCCCUCUGCGCCAAAUCGCUCUCCGGCGACAUCUUCAUGUACAGGGGUGACACGCCGUUCUGCAGCGAGGAGUGCAGGGAGCAGCAGAUCGAGGUGGACAGGGCGAAGCACCGGCGGAAGAAGCGCGCGGCGGCGCACGCGCUGUCCGCACGCAGCAGGGAGCACCGGCACCAGCAGCAGCUGCAGCAGCACCACCACCAGCAGCAGCAACCGCAGCCGCGGAAUGCCGGCAUGGACACCCGCCACCCGUGGGUCGACGCCGGGUUCGCCAGGCCCAGGGCGCCCGCGCUGCGCGUCUGAGCAAAAGAAUUAGCGCGCCGCACGCACACGGCACACUUCCCCCGCGCCGCGCCCCGCCCCCGCCGCAGCAGCACCGGUUGCAUGCAUGCACUAGUGCCGUGCGUAAGUACCGUACGCGGGCGAGCGACAGCUGGCUCGGGUUUUUUUUGCUACUACAUACACGUAGUAUCCUGAUCCAAGGCUAGAACUGUAGAGCCAUGCAUGCUGCCGGAUCGGAGAGCCGUGGGCCAUGGACCGAUGGCGUCUCUCUCCCCCGCUUGUUUUCGGCCUCUCGUAUUUUGGCUGUAGUUCUUGCUCUCUCGUUCUCGUGGAAUGAAACACGUACGUAUGGAUUAUCCUACCAGCAGAUCGACUAGUUUUUGUAUUUCAGACUCUGGAUGUACCUAUACAUCUCAUUAGAUUUUUACUGGGUGCUGCGUAUAUUGCCUUGUCACUGAGGCGGCAGCUCAGACUGUAAAAGAUAUACGAGACAGAAACCGAUGAGUCGGUUCCGAAGGCUAGAGAAUAUACAUGUGAAGUGGAUUUAGGCAGUCGGAGCGAUGUAAUAUUGUUGGGGAUGUAUAAACAGCGGUGGUAACCAUACAACUUCAAAAUCUCAAUCUUUUAACUGUA